Molecule: messenger RNA, 2929 nt
Organism: Pseudo-nitzschia multistriata
Lineage: Eukaryota; Bacillariophyta; Bacillariophyceae; Bacillariales; Bacillariaceae
Source: the annotation of a GenBank genome assembly
CGAUACGCAAUACACACAAUACGCCAUGGAAGACUGUAGCAACGACCAGCCCCAUUCACCGGACCGAACACCUCAGGAGUGGCAGGAGGUGCCGGUGUCGGCGGCGGCAGCAGCAGAAGCAACCGCAGCCAGAACAACGAAUCGCCUCCCGACCAACGAUGACGACGACGACGACGACGACGACGAAGCCUGGAUCACCGACGUGGACGACGGCGCUCGCAAUGGGGAGCCUGCGCCACCGAGGCGUGCCAGCCCGGGAGCCGACGAACGGACGGAGAUUUCCCGCACUUCCCCCGGGAAGGACGACCGGUUCGUCGACGUGGUUGCGACCCACACCGAGACGGCGGAGGGAUACGGCUGGGAGGGCAUCCUGGACCUCCGGGAGCGGCUGCGGAACCAAGAGGACCACAUCCCUCCGGGGGGGGGGGUGGUCUCGAGCGUGCUGGAAUACGCGCUGUACCUGACCGGGGACGACGCCGCCACCCGCGGGCUCGAGGAGCCGAGGGCUUGCGCGGCGGAGGCCCUGGAGCGAUCGGUGGGCGGUUGGCGGAAGGGUUCGUUUGGCGAGCCGGAACCAAGCGGCAGGGACCCCAAACACGAGGACGAGAACGAAAACGAACACGAGAACGAUCGGUCCCCGGUGGAGGACCCCUCCGCGGAGCCAGCCACCUUCCAGCGGGAAACAAAAGGGGAAGACGAACCCGAAGCUCGCAGCUUCCACGACGAAAGCAGCAGCAGCAGCAACGACAGCAGCAACGACGGCAGCAAAGAUGGCAUCGACGACAACGACAGCAGCAACGACGACGAGGGAUACGCUUCCCCCGCGGUUUCCCCCCUCGACGUCCUGGCCAGCACCCUUUCGAGCCUCGGGCGUUGGGACUCGCUCCUCCCCGGAAACAAGGCCUCCUUUGCGGGCCUGACCGAGCUCGUCGUGGCCGGCCCCUCCCUGGAGCUGAGCGAGCGGGGGAUCGACCGGCUGGCGGGGGCCCUGGCCAGGGGGACCAGCAGGCCCGGCCUCCGCCGGCUCGUCCUGCACGCCCCGGUCCUGGACAAGGGGGCCGCAGAGGCCCUCGGGGCCUUUUUUCGGUCCCCCUGCGGAGGCUGCCUCGAGGACCUCUCGUUCUCGGCCCGGGGGGCCACCGAGGCCUGGCCGGGGGACCCGAGCCGGAGCCUCCGCGUCCCGGUCCGGGCCGUCCUGGGGCCGGCCCUCUCGGAGUGGGUCGACGCCUGGACACGGGGGGGCAGCGAAGAACAAGACCACGACGAUCACGACGACGACCACCACCGCGGACCGGGCGUUCCGCUGCGGUCGCUGAACCUCUCCCGGACGGACCUCGGAAACGAGGGCGCCUUUGCCCUCUCCCGGCUGCUCCUGGCGGGGAGCCCGGGCCUAAGGGUCCUGCAGCUGGCCAGGAACCCGGACCGGCCCUCGUGUUCCGGAGGGAGCGGUCUCCCGGGCCGGCGCUGGCGGGCCCUGGAGCGGGAGCACCCGGCCCUCUCCUUUGCCGGGACGAAGCGGCUCCUCGAGUCCCUCAUUCUCCUGGAGGACCUCGAGACGAAAAACGACCGGCCGAAUGGCCCGCACCGGAGGCGCUGCCCAAGCCUGGAGGAACUCGACCUGUCGGGGUGGGUCCUCGAGGACGACCGCCAUUCCGGAGCCAGCAACGAUCCGACGGUUCUUGGCGCCGGGGAUUGCGGCGACGGCGACGACGACGACGACGACAACACCGUGGACAACUAUUACGACGACUACGACUACAUCGAUGGAUACGGAACUGCUCUCGGUGGCGACGCCGGGGACGGCGGAGGGGACGGGUACGACGACGACGGGUACGACGAGUGCGGUUUCGAGGGCCCGGAAGGUCCCCGGGAAGCGGGCCGCAGCGGCAACCGCCGCGAGACGCACCACCCCGGAGGCAAGCGGGCCUGCAGCGUGGUGGCGUCCAUGGUCCGCGUCAACACCUCGCUCCGGCGGCUCGUCCUGGCCAGCGACGGCGGACAGCUUCCGCAGGGGCAAGAAACCAACCAAAGCGGCGAAGGAGCCUUCCGGCGGUCGCCGUCGGUGCUCUCGGUGAAAUCGACCCUGGCCGUGGCCCGGGCCCUGCGGGACCAUUCCUCCAGGGGCAAAAACAGUUGCGACGUCGAACGGGGCGUCCCCCCCCACCUCCGGAAGCGGCCCCCCGGGAGCCGACUCGAGACGCUGGUCCUGGCGACCGAUUAUUUCAGCGACGAACAGGGGAGGAGCCCCAUGGGUGGGGCUUGCUGCUCCUCGUGGGCCGUCCAGGAACGCAAGCGGGCGGUGGGAAGGGUCUUCUGCGAGGCACUGACGCAGAAUCCCAUCUACCGGGUCCGCCUGCAGGAACUCUCCUGCACCCUCGGCUUCAAGAACCUCGAACCGGUGGGAAGAAGGAUCGGCGGCGGCGGAAGCGGCAACGGGGGCAAUCCCAGAGACCUCAGGGAGGAGCUGGAAUCACUGCUCGGAGCAAACAAGGCGAUGAACGAAAGCCUGGAACGCAUCGAUUCCGUUUGGAUUCCGAGGGCCUCUCGCCUCGGGGCGGCCACCGGAGAAACCACGAACAACGACAAGAACGACGACGACGACGACGAUCGCUGGUGUUGGCUCGGGAGCCCCGACGAUCCUCCCGAACCAGGGGCGUCCGAGCCUCCGCAGCGGCCGUCCCUAACGGUCCUGGUCCUCCCGGAGCUUUUGGCCAGGGCCGGGAAGGAGGCCGCGGGCCCCGAGGCGGUCUUCCACUCGACCCGGACCCUCGCAAGAGAGACGGAUCUGUGGGAGGCGGCCCGCCCUUGCCCGGCCGGGCACCCAGGGAAACACCUUGGCCGCCGCGGUGGCCACGGCUAGCCCCCGACCAAAGUGUGUGUGUGUGCGUGCGUGCGUGCGGCGAUGGAAUUCGCGGCACGGAGGCACCAG